Molecule: messenger RNA, 1439 nt
Organism: Odontomachus brunneus
Lineage: Eukaryota; Metazoa; Arthropoda; Insecta; Hymenoptera; Formicidae
Product: nudix hydrolase 8
Exons: 5
Coding region: 456-1262 (268 amino acids)
Molecular function (GO): NAD binding; NADH pyrophosphatase activity; ADP-ribose diphosphatase activity
Source: RefSeq, a predicted model, not a curated record
UGUGAAUCCUCCAUAAGCAUUCUAUCUUUCUUCUGUAUAUAGUGAGCAAUAAAGAUAGAAUGACACUUACAACGUGUGUUUAAAAAGAACGCAGUCUAAAUGUAUAUUAAUCAGUUCUUCGAAAAUAAACAGUGGUUAUGUGCUAUUUUCUGAGUUAAUGCAAUAUUUUGAAGUUUAUCAAUGAUACAUAAUUAAUAAUCAUGUAGAGAGAUGAUUUUAUUUAUUGUAAUUUCCAAUAUUGAAUUAAUAAUAACGACAGAACAUUAUUUCGAUAUGUUUCAACGGAAAGAAAUAAAUAGCAUGUUUCCGGUGAAACAAAGCCUGAUUGGACCGUUGAGGUCGCAUCCACGAGAUUGUUUCGCGUUACCAAAUUGUUGCGAUCGUCUUUACGGAACUCGGACAAUUCGCUCUCAAAUUUGCAGUAUAGCGCACAUAUCAGACAAUUGGAUAUCACGAUGACGUCUAAACAAAUCUUCAAAGGUCGAAGUGAUCACUAUAACGGCAUUACGAUCGACUCUGCCGAAGAGGCUUGUGAUGAUAAAAUAUUUGCACAACGUCUUAAAAACUCUUUAGAACAAUGGGUAAAGGACAAAAGACGCACAAUAUGGUUUCGUAUACAUAUAUCUCAUAUGGAAUGGGUUCCAAUAUUAACAAAACAAGGGUUUGUAUUCCAUCAUGCAAAGGAGGGAUACGCCAUGUUAUAUCGCUGGUUGCCUAUUGACGAAGAAUGCAAUGUCCCAAAAUAUGCACAUACAAUUCUAGGAGUUGGCGCAUUUGUGUAUAACAAAGAAACUGGUGAAAUUCUUGUUAUCAAGGAGAAAUAUUCCCAUAAUAAAGCAACUUGGAAACUUCCAGGUGGCUAUGUGGAACCAGGAGAAAACAUUGAAGCAGCAGCCAAGAGAGAAGUUUUGGAGGAAACAGGAAUUCAAACAGAUUUCAGAUGUUUAAUAUCCUUCAGACAUGGACAUGAUUACUCUUUUGGAUGCUCAGAUAUAUAUAUGAUUGCAUACCUGACUCCACAAAAUUUUAAAAUCCAGAAAUGCAAACGAGAAAUUUUAGAGUGCAGAUGGAUGAAGUUAAGUGAAUUCAUGCAACAUCCAGAGGUACAUGUAAAUAAUAAAACAUUUGCAACAAAAACAGUAGACUUUCUUAGACAUCAAAUGGGUAUGGUUGUGAAUUAUGGAAGACAUCCUAUUACUAAAAAGCAGAUAUGUGUGUACAGCAUGGAAAAUGUAAACAUUGAAGCUGCAUCUGUAGAAUAAGUUUCCUGUAAAAUAAUUACAUGUACAUAAAACAAGAUAUCAGAAAUUUUACAUAACAAAAUUUUGCAUGUUAAUAACAUGGCAUAAGAAUAUGCAUAUAUUUUUUGUUACUGUCAUAAACAAGUAAACAUUACAUAUAUAUAUUUUUUUUUUAACAAAUUACACAUUAAUCUCUUC